AUGCUCCCACCACCCCCACCACCACCACCACAACCACCACAACCACCACAACCACCGGCAUGCCUCCGCGCGGCGCGUCGUCCACGUGCGGACGUACGACUGGCCGCCAUACCAGGUCAACAUCUGGCUCUUCAUCAUGCUCCUCGCGGCCUCAUCGAUGCUGGGGGUGACUGCCACGUUCAUGCAGACGCAGGCGCAGAUGGGCCUGCCGGUGCCGUGGUACCUGCCGUACGACGUGACGGUCGCGGCGGUGGCGCUCGCGUUCCUGCUGGGCGUGGCGUGGCUGAUCUGGUACCGGCGGCUGCUGCCGGCGAUCGUGAUGAUUGGCGCGUUCGCGCUAUUCGUGCUGUGGACGGUCGGGCUGGCGGCGGGCGCGGUGGCGCUCUGGGGGAGCGGCGGCGUGCAGAGCGUGUGCAACUUGCAGGUCUGGAACCAGAGCCCGCACGCGCCGGACGUGGAGACGCUGGCGUGGUUGCAGCAGCGGAACAUCUGUAA
Cordyceps fumosorosea ARSEF 2679 is the source of this 495-nucleotide messenger RNA. RefSeq lists its product as hypothetical. The transcript has a single exon. NCBI's taxonomy places the organism in Eukaryota, Fungi, Ascomycota, Sordariomycetes, Hypocreales, Cordycipitaceae. The record is from RefSeq and is a predicted model, not a curated record. The coding region runs from base 1 to 495 and encodes 164 amino acids.